AUGGAAACCGAUACGGUCAUCGUCGUGCUCCUGGAUGACCUCCCUCAUGGCAAUGCUAAUUGGGUCUGUCUCACGGAAACAGGCAACGGGCCGUCGGCCAUGAUUCUUUCUUACAUUCUUCAUGGCUACAUUCCAUUUUACUCGCGCACCCCUCCACACCCCGACGCAUUACUAGAUGCCAAGUUGAAAGACGUACCCAGUCUCCUGAAUGCCGACGUUGAUGCUCUUACUGCCCAUUUUGCAGCUUCUCGACUUUCGUAUUCUACCCAGGCGCUCCCCGCUAAUGUCUUGUUCGAUACCCUUGUACGACCAAGCGUGGACGUUGAUGAGUCAGGCUGCACAUCCAAUGUCCAGUGGCGCUAUGAGCCCGAGAGAGCUAUUCCCCAUCUCGUCUUUGGAAAGUCGUUACACCCUGGUGGCCAGUGGACCGAAGAUCCUCAUGGGGCGAGCUGGGAUAUCCAGACGUUGAGCUAUGCCGCAAUGCUGUCGCUUCCUGGGUACUCUUUUAGUGACCAUCAUCGGAAAUUGACAGGAGAGGAGUUGCCACCUUUCACGCGUCCGACCAGACGCGAGAUUGCCGAUUAUUUUCAGGCCUACCCGGCGGCCGUUCGCAUCGAUGAUGUCUUCCGAUGCAAGGAAGAGUUGACUGGCAUUUCUCGUACCGCAAAUGGGUUUUAUAUCAAGUCUCAUGGCCUUCACUGCAAGCGAUUGGUGCUCGCAAGUGGAAUCUUCUCAGAAAUCUUACCGCCAGCAUCAGUGCUCCAGCCACUACUCCAAACCCAGUCGACGCCAUCUACUCCACUUCUCGUCAUUGGAUCCGGCUUCUCCGCGGCGGAUGCGAUUAUCUCUGCUGAUAGCAAUCAGAAGCUUCUCCAUGUUUUCAAAUGGUCCCCGGAAGAACGCCCGUCACCCCUCCGCAGCUGCCAUCAACAGGCGUACCCAGAGUACGCAGGUGUAUAUCGUCUCAUGAAGAGAGCUGCUGUUGUUGCGGAAGCUUCUGCUAAAAGUAAACGACCGAAGUACCGCCGUGGUACCCCGACUGCCUUCCUAGAAAGUAGGAAAUGGGACGAGGUGUACGAAGGCAUCUUCAACGUCGAGGUUACUACCGUCAAGGUCCAUGAUGGCAUAGGCGAAGUGACUUUUCGUCGCGAAGAUGGAACAACCUUCUCUCGGUCCGUGCAGGGCCUGGUCUACGCCGCUGGCCGGCGUGGCACCCUAAGCUAUUUGAAUUCAGAGCUCCGAUCCGAAGUUCUGGGUCACACUGAUGGCGACGGUACGGUCUCUGGCCAGACUCUUCGUGCGAAAGCCAUUGAAGAUGUGGAGGUUGCACCCAGCGUUUUUGCUAUUGGUAGCCUGACUGGUGAUUCUCUCGUGCGCUUUGCAUAUGGCGGCUGUAUCGCGACCGCGGGCCAUCUAAUUGGUGUCAAGGAGGAUUCAGGGGAAACCCGCAAUCCAUGUAGCAGAACCGUCUCCGCCCGGCAACAAACCUCGCCAUUGCAGGUCAUGAAUGGAAUAGAUGGCCACCAUGUAUUCGCUAGUAAUACAUCUGAGCUGACCAGGGAGGAGACUGCGUAUAGCAAGGUAUCGACGGUUGCAUCGCCGACCGCUCAGAGCUGGUGGAGAACGCUUGUACAUCUUUGGAAGGACUUAACACAAUAG
Penicillium macrosclerotiorum is the source of this 1659-nucleotide messenger RNA. RefSeq lists its product as uncharacterized. Lineage: Eukaryota; Fungi; Ascomycota; Eurotiomycetes; Eurotiales; Aspergillaceae. The record is from RefSeq and is a predicted model, not a curated record. The transcript is spliced from 2 exons. The coding region runs from base 1 to 1659 and encodes 552 amino acids.